AUGGUAACACAAAUUAAAAAAGAGUAUGCAGAAGUAUUUAAGGAUGAACCAAACGCACAUAUAAAAAAGUUUAAAGCAGAGAUUACAUUCAAAGAAGGUGUCAGUCCGAUAUUUCAUAGAGCAUAUGAAAUGCCCUACGCCUUAAAACCAAAAGUCGAAGAGGAAAUAUCAAAAAUGGUCAAAUCUGGUAUUUUAACAAAGGUAACACAUAGCGAUUGGGCAAGUCCGGUAGUAAUAGUACCGAAGAAAAAUAGUUCAGAUAUUCGAAUUUGUGUAGACUUUAAAAAAACUCUAAAUAGAGUAAUAGAUAGAGAUCACUGUGUGUUGCCUUUGCCCGAGGAUAUAUUUGCAUGUUUGAGUGGUAGUGUGGUUUUAUGUGUGCUGGAUCUAAAAAGAGCGUAUCAACAGUUAGUAAUAGGAGAAAAUUCAAAAAAAUUGUUUACAAUAAAUACGCACUUAGGGUUAUUCAAGUUUAAUCGUCUGACAUAUGGAGUUAGCGCAGCUCCUGGAAUUUUUCAGUCGUGCAUGGAAACGAUACUAGCGGGUAUUUCAAAUGCUAAAUGCUACUUAGACGAUAUUUUAAUUUAUGGUUCCUCUUUAACCGAAUGUUAUGAUUAUGUACGACAAGUGCUGGAACGUUUGAGAGAGUACAAUGUAAAGGUGAACGAAUCAAAAUGUAAGUUCUUUAGAGAAAGUGUAGAAUUUUUAGGUCACAGAAUUGAUGCACAGGGAGUUCACCCUUUGGAUGAUAAAGUCGAAUGCAUAAAAAAAGCACCUUCACCUCAAAAUCGUACUCAACUAAAGUCAUUUCUGGGUAUGUUAAAUUACUAUGGGAAGUUUAUACCUAUGCUUUCGUCAAUACUUAAACCACUCUAUGACUUGUGUGGAAAUUCAAAUGGGAAGUUUCAGUGGUCCGAGGAAUGCGAGCGAGUAUUUCAAGAAAGUAAGAAAUUACUUACAGAGAGUAACGUACUCAUACACUUUAACCCAAAAUUACCAAUUAUUGUAACUUGUGAUGCGAGUGGAUACGGAGUAGGAGCCGUGUUAAGUCAUAAGAUAGAUGGAGAUUUGAGACCUGUUUUGUUUGCGUCCAGUACAUUAUCAAAAGCCGAGCAACGUUAUUCUAACAUUGAGAGAGAAAGUUUAGCACUUAUAUUUGCGUUAAAAAAAUUUCAUAAAUAUUUGUAUGGAAGGAAAUUUACGUUAAUAACUGACCACCAACCGCUACAGUUUAUUUUCGGGAAAAAUAAAAGCAUACCAGUUACUGCUGCAGCACGAAUUACACGUUGGGCAUUAUCGUUAUCUGCUUAUGAUUACGAAUUAGAGUACAAACCAGGAAAGUUAAUAGCAAAUGCGGAUAGUUUGUCUAGAUUACCAGUGGAAGGGAGGACAGGAAUUUCAGAAUCUUUGAAUUCAUUUAGUUUAGUUAAUGAACUCCCUUUUGAUGCAAAUGAUAUUGCUGACAUCACAAAAAAAGACAUAAUUCUAGCUAAAGUAUUAGAACUAACACUUUCGGGAUGGCCAAACACUAUUAAGAAUAAAAUUGAACUGGGACCAUAUUUUAAGAGGAGACAUGAAUUAUCGGUAGAGAACAAUUGUCUUUUAGUAGGUAAUAAAGUCAUUAUUCCAAAGAUAUUACAAAAGGAAAUAUUACAACUAUUCCAUGAGCAACAUUUAGGUAUAGUCCGAACAAAAAUGUUAAUGAGAGCUUACUGUUGGUGGCCAGGUAUUAACGAAGAUAUCGAGCGAUUUAUAAAUAAUUGUAAGGUUUGUCAACAAACACAAAACUUUACGAGUAAGGGUGCACUUCUACCUUGGCCGAGCGCACCUCAUAACUUUUAUAGAGUGCACAUAGAUUUCUUCCAUAAAUAUGGGUAUACAUUUCUUAUAUUGAUAGAUUGUAAGUCAAAAUGGCUAGAAGUAAAAUUAAUGGAAGAAAGCACCAAUGCGAAAAAGACUAUUAUGCGGCUAAAAGAAAUAUUUGCAGUUUUUGGUUUGCCUGUUGAGUUGGUAUCAGAUAAUGGACCAGAUUUCGGUUCCAUAGAAUUUGUUAAUUUUUGCCAAACCAAUGGGAUAACAAUAAUAAAAGCACCGCCUUAUCACCCACAAAGUAAUGGAAUCGCGGAACGGGGAGUACAAACGGUAAAAAAAAGUCUGUCAAGAGCUCUUUUCCAUGAGUCAGGAAAGAGCGUCAGCAAAAACAUAAUAGUCUCUGGUUUACUAAUUUUUUUGUUUACUUAUAGAGCGACUCCGUCAAGCGUUACGGGUAUAUCCCCGGCACAGGAUCUUUUUAAAGUUCGUCCGAGAACUAGAUUUGAUCUUAUUAAACCUUCAUGUUGUAAAAGCAAAUUGAGGGAAGGGACUCUUUUAUCAAAGAAAAUACAUUCAUUUGCUGUAAAUCAAAAUGUUUACGUUAAGAAUAAUCAAACUAAAUUGUGGCAGAUAGGAAAAAUAGUAAAAAUUGUAAGUCAUUGUACAUAUCUAGUGCAAGUAGGAGGUAGUAUAAGAUUUAUACAUGCGAACGAUAUAAGACCGAACAUAAGUAAUAACAUAGAGAACCAACAAGGAACAAAUCAAAAAGAAGGUGUACCUUCUAGUCGUCCAAUAUCUAGCAGUAAGAUAUUGAAUAAUAACAAUGAUAUUAUAGCAUUAGACACGCCUUUAUUUAAUGCGGUAUCACCUCAACAACAAGACCGAGAAAUCGAACGAAAGGAGGAAUCAGCAGAGGAGGUCCCAAUUAAUGUAGAGGAAAAUAAGAAGACUGUAAACUCACCCACAGUGAAGGAUGUAACAGUAAACACCCCUAAAGUUUUUAAAACUACUCGUUCGGGAAGAAUAAUAAGAUCACCAGUAAAAUUAAAUUUAUAA
Solenopsis invicta (red fire ant) is the source of this 2868-nucleotide messenger RNA. RefSeq lists its product as uncharacterized. Gene Ontology annotation, molecular function: nucleic acid binding. The record is from RefSeq and is a predicted model, not a curated record. Gene Ontology annotation, biological process: DNA integration. Bases 1 to 2868 code for a protein of 955 amino acids. NCBI's taxonomy places the organism in Eukaryota, Metazoa, Arthropoda, Insecta, Hymenoptera, Formicidae. The transcript has a single exon.